CUCAACCGAACAUGAAGAUCUAAUUCAUUCGUCUCCAAACAGGGACUACUGUUUUUAAUAUUCAUUUUUGCCUGUUGAUCAUUUAAAUUGUUCAGUUAAAAAUUUUAGUUGUCAUCAAAAUAUCACUGUACUUCGACUGAAAUUUUAAAUGAAUAAAUGUCUCUACAGAAGUGCGAAUCGACUCCCUAAGUUUAAAAGAGUCGACUCCUUUAUGAACGACGCAUGACUGUUGUGUCGUUGAAAGCUGUUGUGAAACAGUGUUGUGUGUUUUGACACUUUCACAGAGAUGACCUGAGUUUCUCACUGUUGUGAUUAAAUCAGACACUAAAAAUGUUAGAUUCAGCAGACCGCACGAUGGAGUCUGAGCCUCUGAAAAGCCAACAGGAAGAAGCAGGUGCCCCCAACGGGCGGAGCUGUACAGGUAAAGCGAGAGAGUCUAAGCUGUCAGGGUGGCGCACAGCAGCUUUCCUCCUCUCAAUGUUCAUCUGCCUGAGUGUGGUGUUUGCCUUCUCCUUUAUUCUGCCCUGUCCGGUCAGACCCCAGUACCUGCCCACCUGGAACCUGACUGUACCUGCAGCAGUGACCUACAACUUCCUAGCUGUUGGUGAUGUGAAUCAAGACAAAGUGUUGGAUGUGUUCCUCAUCUAUAAAAGCUUAGAGGGUCACAUGAACCACACCUGCAACAGAGAAGGUCCAUGUCUUUUUUUCCUGGCUGUUGAUGGCACUGAUGGCAAGUUGCUAUGGGAACAACCUCUGGCUGCUGAAUUUGAUUGGGCAGAAUGUGGAGUUGGUGGAGUCAAAGGUAAAGAAGGGAACCUUUGUGUGGUGGCUCACAAUGAUCAUCUCACCGCCAUUGACAUGCACACAGGUAAAAUUCUCUGGCAGGUUUCUAGCUCUCUGGUUUCUAACAUGAAGCCCCCAGUGCUCAAGCUGCCAGAUCUGAACAAUGACAAAACCAACGACUUUGCAGUGUUGAAUUACUCAAACACCAGUGUGCCUUCAGUGACGACGCUGAUCUUCUUCUCAGGUAAAUCAGGUGAAAAGAUCUCUGAGGUUGGUGUGGGUGUAGAUUCAGGGCCAGUGAAGUCUCACCUGCAGUUCAGCACGGAGAGUGAAGCACAGUACAUCCUGCUCCAUACAGUCAGAGGGCUGUAUGCAGUGAGUUUGGGAAGGUUGGCAGAAAGCGCUAAUCUCAGCUCCAAUCUGAAGGGAGAGAAAAGCUGGGAUCAAAAAGCCAAUAACCAGGGACUCAUCACACUAUACGACUCACUCCCUUUGCAGUCUGUAUUGAAGGUGAGAGGAGGAUAUUCGAGCUCCUCUCCCUCACUGAUGCUUCAGACGAACUCCACAGUGAUGCUUUUUGACACACAGAAACUCCUCAUUACCUGGACCACCAACAUAAGCAAACUGAUUAGUUCUCCCUCAUUUGGACACUUCAACAAAGAUGGAGUUCCUGAUAUUGUGCUUGAGGAGGACCAGAGAAACAGCACCAAGAGAGUGGUGAUUGUAGACGGACAGAAGGGCAGUGUGCUGUGGGAGGUGAUCUUGCCGUUCAACUUAACCAGUCCACAGCCAGCUUCUAUUCUCACCCUUAACUACUACUCUGUGUUCAUGCUGUGGGGAGAUGCGUACACACACAUCAGUAACAUGAGCUUGGAGGUAGAAGGUCGUGCGUCAUAUCUGCUCCACCCACUCCAUUCUGAUGUCCUGCUGGAGAGGAGAAACCCCACCCAACACAUCGUCACCUUUAGAGUGCUUUUGUUGGAACGAGGCCGUCAUGCGUGUUACCUUGUACUAUCCGAAGAGGGUGGAGCCAGGAACAAAGGGGCAGAGCCUGAUUCUACACAGCUGGUGGUCUUGACCAAGCAGAAGAUCAAAUCAGACAUCUCUCAGAGCAGUGUGCUAGGAGUGGGCGGAGCCGGCAGUCUGGGUGGAGACGUCUCUGAGCAGGUGGAGUCAGUAAAAGAGGCGUUCUACAGGCUGAGGUUCAGCGAUCAAGCUCAGUGAUGAUUAAAUUCACCAACGUGUGUGUGUGUGUGUGUGUGUGUGUGUGUGUGUGUGUGUGUGUGUGUGUGUGUGUGUGUGUGUGUGUGUGUGUGUUACUGAGCUGAUGGCGUCAGUCUGUCUCUGUGAGCAUUGCUGUGCUGAGUUUUGUACCGUAAACAUGACGGUUUGAGCUGCUGUAUUCCUCGUGCUCCAGGUCUGACGCAGUCGUCCCCUUGGACUGUGUUUUAUUUCAUGCCCUUGAAUUCAGUUCCCUAAACAUUAACACUACAUUAACACUAAUUGUCUUGUCCUGAUCAUUACAACUGACUUAUUGUGCACCGUAAACCACAGUGACUACACUGUGGACCGAUGGGAACUCCUGUCCCAUUCCACUGGUGCCUUUAUAAACACUGUGACGACCUUCAACACCUGCUGCUGUGAAAACAAAGACAAUUCAGAUGUUUACAGUCGAGGACAUUUAGUUCAGAAUAACUGUAGAGAGAAAUAAGAGCCUGUUACUUUAAACCCUGAAGCUCUUUAGAUGCUCCACCACACACUGUGUUUAUUACAGUAAAAUAAUCUGUUCUUGUUUAUUCCGACUCCGAGAUUUUAUCCUGCAUCGUGAUACCAAAUAAAAUUUAAUCCUUUUAAAAAAAAUCUUCAGUACAGAAUGACAGGCAGUGUAAUGACUUAGAUGUUAAACUGGAGGCCAUAAACUUACACUGCUAGCAGUAAUGUUACAGCCGGUGCAGAACUAAUGCAGAAAACCAAACUUAACGCACUAAUACACUAACACCAAACAUGUCACAGGCUGCACUGUAGAUGUUGUGUGUGUGUGUGUGUGUGAGAGAGUGUGAGAGAGUGUGAGAGAGUGUGAGAGAGUGUGUGAGAGUGUGUGUGUGUGUGUGUUAAUGAACUACAACAGCUGGUUUAAACCUGCUCUGAUCCUGUGUACUGAACACACAGUGCCUUACAGCUCCCUCGUCCCCUUCACUGACUGCUGGAAACAGUUUAGUCUCAAACCCCCUGCUAAACCUUCACUGGGCUGUUAACUAACUCUUCUAUUUAUUUUAGAAUUCUGAUCCUUCUGAGGAAAAGGCAUGAAGCCCAAGUCCAGUGAGCGUGUUCAGUUUCCUGGCUGUGUUUAACACGUCCUCAUGUUAAUGCUUUUACUUCUCCACACUAACACCAUCUUAUUAGAUGCACUUCAGAUUGUAUACAUUUCUCUUUAUUUAUGCUCUUUAUAGGAAAAACAAUCAGAACAGUCGAUGAAAUCGCUCUUAAUCUUUAGGUCUAGUUUUUAUUUUCAUUUCCUUUAUCUUUUAGCGACAAUCAGGUUUAGAGUCAACUAAUUAAUCAAUGCUGCUGAGGAACUCUGAGCUCUGUGCUGUUCUGCUGUGUGUGCGUGUGCGUGCGUGUGCGUGUGCGUGUGCGUGUGCGUGUGUGUGUGUGUGUGUGUGAGAGACAGGAUUAUGGAUCAGGUGUAUUUUAAAGCUCUGCUGUGAAUCACAUGCUGAAUUUCUGAAAACUGAUUAAAGAGUAAAUAUUUAAUAAAAACAAAGCUGGAAUUAAA
Tachysurus fulvidraco (yellow catfish) is the source of this 3559-nucleotide messenger RNA. It is a transcript of the gene fam234a, whose product is annotated as family with sequence similarity 234 member A. Gene Ontology annotation, molecular function: protein binding. NCBI's taxonomy places the organism in Eukaryota, Metazoa, Chordata, Actinopteri, Siluriformes, Bagridae. The transcript is spliced from 12 exons. The coding region runs from base 331 to 2007 and encodes 558 amino acids. The record is from RefSeq and is a predicted model, not a curated record.